AUGCCGAACUUCCAACAUUCCAGCCCUAUCGAUGCGCAGGAGCGGGGAGGUCCAACAGCACAGGAGAUCGUCGACUACGCGCGCUACAUCGGCAUGGACCCUAUUGGAGACGUGAACCUGCUGUGGAUCGCGGAGGAGGCGCUGUGUGCUGCUCUGCCAGAGGGAUGGUCGGAGCACACGGACGCCAACGGCAACGUGUUCUACUACAACAGCGUGUCGGGGGUGAGCUCGUGGGAGCAUCCUCUCGACGAGUACUACCGCUCCUUGUUC
Molecule: messenger RNA, 270 nt
Organism: Guillardia theta CCMP2712
Lineage: Eukaryota; Cryptophyceae; Pyrenomonadales; Geminigeraceae
Exons: 1
Molecular function (GO): protein binding
Source: RefSeq, a predicted model, not a curated record